Aspergillus luchuensis is the source of this 252-nucleotide messenger RNA. RefSeq lists its product as uncharacterized. Bases 1 to 252 code for a protein of 83 amino acids. The transcript has a single exon. NCBI's taxonomy places the organism in Eukaryota, Fungi, Ascomycota, Eurotiomycetes, Eurotiales, Aspergillaceae. The record is from RefSeq and is a predicted model, not a curated record.
AUGGCAUCCAUGGGCUCUUACAUCUCCAAUAUCGAUGACUCGUUGAGUUUCAACCGCCGUAUCAUUCAAAACAUCUCUUCGGAACGAGGAGAGGGAUCUGUCUCUGAUAUCGGCGAAACCAAUGCUGAAUUGUGCGCGCGCCUACUGCCCGAACUGAUCAGAUGCAUGUUGAAAUUCGGACACUUCUUGUUGAAACUCGGCCAGUUCCGCUUCAAAAUCCUCAAUUUUCUCGCGGAGCUGAUCAAUUUUUGA